Knipowitschia caucasica is the source of this 426-nucleotide messenger RNA. Lineage: Eukaryota; Metazoa; Chordata; Actinopteri; Gobiiformes; Gobiidae. The record is from the annotation of a GenBank genome assembly.
AUGGGACAGCUGCAGACAGGCAUGGUACAAACCUUGUUUAUUAUCCUCAUUAUAAACGCGGAGAUAUUACUGUAUUCAUGCUGCUCUGAAUAUAAAGACACGAUUGUAAGUGGAGACGCCUUGUUACUGAGGACUCGCGCUGAGGACAUGGUCUUAGUACUGCACACAAACCUGCUGGGCUCCAUGCUGACCUGUAGGGCGGCGCUGAAGAGCAUGUUACACACCAAAGAUGCAGCUAUCGUCAAUAUAGGCUACAUCCGCACAGACAUGACGGCUGGGGUGUCAGAAGCCCGUCUGCGCUCCGUCCCUCUGGGCCGGUGUGGGGAGCCGGAGGAGGUGGCCCGCGCCGUGCUCUUCCUCCUGGAGUCUCCGUACGUCACAGGGCAGGUGCUGGUGGUGGAUGGGGGGCUGCAGCUGGUCAUGUGA